Messenger RNA from Acinonyx jubatus (cheetah), 3795 nucleotides. RefSeq names its product basic helix-loop-helix ARNT like 1 (gene BMAL1). The record is from RefSeq and is a predicted model, not a curated record. Gene Ontology annotation, biological process: circadian rhythm; regulation of transcription by RNA polymerase II. NCBI's taxonomy places the organism in Eukaryota, Metazoa, Chordata, Mammalia, Carnivora, Felidae. The transcript is spliced from 21 exons. Gene Ontology annotation, cellular component: nucleus; aryl hydrocarbon receptor complex; cytoplasm. The coding region runs from base 1369 to 3285 and encodes 638 amino acids. Gene Ontology annotation, molecular function: protein dimerization activity; RNA polymerase II cis-regulatory region sequence-specific DNA binding; DNA-binding transcription factor activity, RNA polymerase II-specific.
AGAGAGAGAGAGUGUGUGUGUGUUCAGGGGAGGAGCAGAGAGAGGGAGACACAGAAUCCGAAGCAGGCUCCAGGCCCUGAGCUGUCAGCACAGAGCCCGACACGGGGCUCAAACUCACCAACCGUGAAAUCAUGACCUGCGCCGAAGUCGGGCGCUUAACCAACUGAGCCACCCAGGCGCCCCAAGGAAGGGCCACUUUAGAUGGGACACCCACGGGAGACCUCUCUAAUGAGGCUCCGUGUUUUGUGACCCCCAGGUCCCAAACUUUCCAGCUGUAAACAGUUCUACCCCUUUCAGUGUAGGUCCCAGUCUUGAGUUUGGAAAAUCUGGCCACAGAGCACCUAUCCGUUCUCUUUUGGGAGAACUCACCGAUUGGUUCCCCAUUCAGUGUUUGAGCCUCUGCAGCUGGAUCUGUGGCCUGGGGCCUUUUGCAGGCCUCCUGGGCCUGCUGGGGUUCGUGCUCCCCUCGGAGCACUCCCGCAGGAGAACUGCCACUGAAGGGAGGAGGGAGGGUGGUUGGUUUCUAGCCGUGCCCAUUGUGCUUCAGCGCUGCCCUGAGCAUUCCGGUUCCUAAGGAACUGGAAGUAAUUUCUCUCUCAGUGAGACCGUGGCACGCGGCAAUCCCCCGAUUCCCUGCAUGCAGUGUUUCAGGGACUGGUCGCGGCCACAUGAAAGCUGGGCAGCCGGGGCAGCCCCAGGUUGUGCAAUGGCAUUUGAGCCCCAGAGCAGUCGACCUGACCGCGUCGUCCCUCGCGGGGUCUAAUACGGAUUUUUAAAUGACCGUCUCAGUCUGCCACAUUGGACAAGAGGAACCCAAACUGAUCAGUGAGGAAAGCUGCUGAGUAGAAGGGCAGGCCGCCUGUGACUCACCUGUCAUGUUCUUUGCUGACCCACUUUUAUUUGACCUUGAUUUGCUCAGUGCAGUUAAAGACGCUGUCGUGAAGGCACUUUUGCCGCCUGAUGGAAGUCCGGCGUGUGACAGCCCAGGAUCUCAGGCACACGCGUGACCCAGGCAGAUGGACGGAUGGACAGCGUUCCCAGCCUCGGGCAGGCAGACAUCAAGACGGGCCAGUGGCCGCCACGUGCUCAAGUAGACAGGGCUGUGUUUCCGGAAGAAGUUGACUGCCCGAAAGGAAACUGCAAAACAUGAAAAUCGCUUUGAGGUGACCGAUAAGCCCCGUGGCCCCUUGCUUCUCCCGCAGUGGAUCUGAGCUUUAAGAACUCUAACUUCAGAUGAAGCAACUUGAGCCCAGGGAGAGGGAGUGAGCGCCCGGGUCACGUGGUGUGGAGCUCGGCCCGUCCGCGGGCAGUGCGCGGCCCUCUCAACUCGGCUUGGACUUGGAGUCCCUCGCAAGGUCCCGACCUCCAAUGGCCGACCAGAGAAUGGACAUUUCUUCAACAAUCAGUGACUUCAUGUCCCCGGGCACCACCGACCUCCUCUCCAGCCCCCUGGGCCCCGGCGGCACGGAUUGCAACCGCAAGCGGAAAGGCAGCUCCACCGACUACCAACUUGAUGACUUUUCUUUUGAAGAAAGCAUGGACACGGACAAAGAUGACCCUCACGGAAGGUUAGAAUAUACAGAGCACCAAGGAAGGAUCAAAAAUGCAAGGGAAGCUCACAGCCAGAUUGAAAAGAGGCGUCGGGACAAAAUGAACAGUUUUAUUGACGAAUUGGCGUCUUUGGUACCUACGUGCAAUGCCAUGUCCAGGAAAUUAGAUAAGCUCACUGUGCUAAGGAUGGCUGUUCAGCACAUGAAAACAUUACGAGGUGCCACCAAUCCAUACACAGAAGCGAACUACAAACCAACUUUUCUGUCAGAUGAUGAAUUGAAACACCUCAUUCUCAGGGCAGCAGAUGGAUUUUUGUUUGUCGUAGGAUGUGACCGAGGGAAGAUACUCUUUGUCUCAGAGUCUGUCUUCAAGAUCCUCAACUACAGCCAGAACGAUCUGAUUGGCCAGAGUUUGUUUGACUACCUGCACCCUAAAGAUAUCGCCAAAGUGAAGGAGCAGCUCUCCUCCUCGGACACGGCGCCCCGGGAGCGGCUCAUAGAUGCAAAAACUGGACUUCCAGUUAAGACAGAUAUAACCCCUGGGCCGUCUCGAUUAUGUUCUGGAGCACGACGUUCUUUCUUCUGUAGGAUGAAGUGUAACAGGCCUUCGGUAAAGGUUGAAGACAAGGAUUUCCCCUCUACCUGCUCAAAGAAAAAAGCAGAUCGAAAGAGCUUCUGCACCAUCCACAGCACAGGGUAUCUGAAGAGCUGGCCGCCCACAAAGAUGGGGCUGGAUGAAGACAGUGAACCAGACAACGAGGGCUGUAAUCUCAGCUGCCUGGUCGCAAUUGGACGACUACAUUCUCACGUGGUUCCACAGCCGGUGAACGGGGAAAUCAGGGUGAAGUCUAUGGAAUAUGUGUCUCGGCACGCGAUAGACGGGAAGUUUGUUUUUGUAGACCAGAGGGCAACAGCUAUUUUGGCAUAUUUACCGCAAGAACUUCUAGGCACAUCAUGUUAUGAAUAUUUUCACCAAGAUGACAUAGGACAUCUCGCAGAAUGUCAUAGGCAAGUUUUACAGACAAGAGAAAAGAUUACGACUAAUUGCUAUAAGUUUAAAAUCAAAGAUGGUUCUUUCAUCACGCUGCGGAGUCGAUGGUUCAGUUUCAUGAACCCUUGGACCAAGGAAGUAGAAUACAUCGUCUCAACCAACACUGUUGUUUUAGCCAACGUCCUGGAAGGCGGGGACCCAACCUUCCCGCAGCUCACAGCGUCCCCCCACAGCAUGGACAGCAUGCUGCCCUCUGGAGAAGAUUCCUUUGUUGUAGGUGGCCCAAAGAGGACCCACCCCACUGUUCCAGGGAUUCCAGGGGGAACCAGGGCUGGGGCAGGCAAAAUAGGUCGAAUGAUUGCUGAAGAAAUCAUGGAGAUCCACAGAAUAAGAGGGUCAUCGCCUUCCAGUUGUGGCUCCAGCCCAUUAAAUAUCACAAGUACACCUCCCCCUGAUGCCUCUUCUCCAGGAGGCAAAAAGAUUUUAAAUGGAGGGACUCCAGACAUUCCUUCCAGUGGCCUACUACCAGGGCAGGCUCAGGAAAACCCAGGUUAUCCAUAUUCUGAUAGUUCCUCUAUUCUUGGUGAGAACCCUCACAUAGGCAUAGACAUGAUAGAAAACGACCAAGGCUCAAGCAGUCCCAGCAAUGAUGAAGCAGCAAUGGCCGUCAUAAUGAGUCUCUUGGAAGCAGAUGCUGGGCUGGGAGGUCCCGUUGACUUCAGUGACUUGCCAUGGCCGCUGUAAACACUACAUGUUGCUUUGGCAACAGCUACAGUAUCAAAGUGCAUUACUGGUGGAGUUUUACAGUCUGUGAAGCUUACUGGAUAAGGAGAGAACAGCUUUUAUGUACUGUCCUCAUAAAAGCCACCUCAGAGCCAUUGAUACAAGUCAAUCUUACUAUGUGUAACUUCAGACAAAGUGGAACUAAGCCUGCUCCAGUGUUUUCUCAUCAUUGAUUAUUGGGCCAGCUGUGGAUAGCUUGCAUUAAUUGUAUAUUUUGGAUUCUGUUUGUGUUGAAUUUUUUAAUCAUCGUGCACAGAAGCAUCAUUGGUAGCUUUUAUAUGCAAAUGGUCAUUUCAGAUGUAUGGUGUUUUUACACUACAAAGAAGUCCCCCAUGUGGAUAUUUCUUAUACUAAUUGUAUCAUAAAGCUGUUUAUUCUUCCUUGUAAGAAUCCUUUACUAUAAAUAUGGGUUAAAGUAUAAUGUAUUAGACAGUUAAAUAUUUUUAAUAAAUGUUUCCCUUGUUCUAUAAA